AUGGCACAAAUAGAUUCCAGCGGCAAAAAUACCUUGGCGGAUCUCCCCGAAGAGACCAUGCUGCACGCACUCGAUAAGCAACUCUUGGUCGUGCUGACGGUGCUGCCCAUCGUCGCGUACCCGUUCCUACCCUCCGCUGGCCGAUUGGGAAUCCGAUGCGAGAUAGUCUUGAUCUGGUCUUGCCUGCUCAGUGCUCUCAUCAUCAACACGGUGGCAUGGACGGCGGCAGACGGCCCUAUCAUUUCUCGCCGCAUUGGCUGGCGUCCAAGUCAUCUUCUUUUUCGUGAUGAUCCGCGACCAAGAUAUCACCGGUUUAUAACACGCCAGGUCCCUUGGUGGCCAGAAAACGGUGCUGCUGAGGAUUUUGGACCAGGAUUUAGCGUCGCACUUGCGAUUGUGGCUAUACGAAUAUCUAACGACGCUGUCGCAAAAUCUACCGCCGUCUUGGUCUCGUGUCUCGCCUGCGCGCGCCCACUGGCAAGCGCACUCAGCCGCGGCCGCCGCCUAACAUCUCCGAAGCCGAAGCCGCCAAGUACCUAG
Messenger RNA from Cordyceps militaris CM01, 540 nucleotides. RefSeq lists its product as uncharacterized. The transcript has 3 exons. Bases 1 to 540 code for a protein of 179 amino acids. Lineage: Eukaryota; Fungi; Ascomycota; Sordariomycetes; Hypocreales; Cordycipitaceae. The record is from RefSeq and is a predicted model, not a curated record.